AUGCCUCUUGUACAAUAUUCCGAUUCCGAGUCCGAGCCAGAGUCAGAGUCUAGAGAAUUGCCCCCAUGCAAGAAACCCCGCCAUGAUCCAACUCCAGGGCCAUCGCUGCCGCCCCUGCCUGCAGCGUUCCACGACCUCUAUGCUUCCAGCACACGCGUCAGCGUACAAGAUGACCCCAGUCUUCAUGGCGGUCGAAAACGCGCCAUUCCCCAUGUAGAAGGCAACUGGCCGACGCAUCUAUACCUAGAAUGGUAUCCCGCCAAAGAAGAGCUGUCACUCCUUGCAGAACUCGUUGCUCAUGCCGAGACUUCCCUGAAUCAGAAUGCGCCUACUGUUCAUAGUCUGUUGCAUAGCGAUCUCCAUGCACAGCUGCCGCUCCAUAUCAGCCUGUCUCGGCCGGUGGUUCUCCGCACUGAGCAACGUGCGCCGUUUACCGAGUUGCUGCAAAAAGCCAUCCAUGACUCGCAUAUCUCACCGUUUGAGGUACUACCCGAUUCUCUGGGCUGGGCUUCCAACUACGACAAGACACGCUGGUUCCUUGUCUUGCGUGUCAAGAAGCCGGCGCAUGAUUGUCUGAAUGCUCUGCUGAAUCUAUCAAAUUCCGCCCUUGCUCGCUUUGAUCAGCCACCUCUCUACGCGGUCUCCUCGCAUAUGAGGAACCUAAAACACGCCUUGCCCCGUGGAGAGAAUGGUGCGUCGCUAUCAGAGGACUAUUCUGACUGUUUUCAUAUCUCACUUGCUUGGAGUCUAUCGGGACCUAGUGAGAGCGAUCGCCAGCGGGUUGCUAGUAUAGACCUAAAAGCUUUGCAAGCGAGAACUAUUGCAUUUGAUAGUGUCAAGGCUAAGAUGGGAAAUAACGUGGAUGAUCUCCAAGCCUUCCAUGCCAAGCACUUCCCAGGCAAACCACAGCCCAUCCUCCCACCAGGAAAUGAUCAACUCGCAGAGGACGAUCUCGGAUACUAUCCCGACGGAGUGAAGCGCACACUCACAGACGAGCAGAUCCGCAUCUUCAGACACAGUGAAAUCCACGCGCUGCUGCGACAGAAGCAGUUGCAGAUCGAGAAUGCAGAGUACGAGGCUCGCAUGGCACCCUCAGGGGAUAGCCCACCAGAUGUGAAAAGCCCAACUGAAGAGACCCAGGCUGCUUUUCACAGUCCUGGAUCUCAAACGCAACCACUGGGACGGAAACCCCCCAAGAAACGCGUCGCGGAGGACAUGGACGCUGAACCUCUGGAUUACGGCUCUGAUCAACCUCCAGUGAAGAGGCCGACAGAGCCACGCGUGCCAUACCAGGGUCGCAGGAUCAUCUCCUACGAUGACUGA
Messenger RNA from Penicillium nucicola, 1323 nucleotides. RefSeq lists its product as uncharacterized. The transcript has 4 exons. Gene Ontology annotation, molecular function: 3'-5'-RNA exonuclease activity. The coding region runs from base 1 to 1323 and encodes 440 amino acids. Gene Ontology annotation, cellular component: nucleus. The record is from RefSeq and is a predicted model, not a curated record. Gene Ontology annotation, biological process: U6 snRNA 3'-end processing. Lineage: Eukaryota; Fungi; Ascomycota; Eurotiomycetes; Eurotiales; Aspergillaceae.